AUGGCGAGCUCUUCCUUCUCGUUGACUGGAAGCCCUUCUGGGUCUGGGAAGGAGUAUAUCAGAAUCAAGCAAGGGGAUAGCUUACCUCUCGCUGGAACCGCGAGGAGCCGACUUUGGGAAGUUGGAGAAAUAUUGAGCGAGAGAAAGAGUGCUCAUGAUGGAGUGGGUUCAAGGGAAGUACGAUGGGCAGAAACCCUGAACACCCUCAGCGGCAAAGCAAAAUUCCAGCACUGUGAUAAGUUACAUUGGUGGAAACAUAUCGGCGGUUGGGUCCUUGGGUACGAGCGAAUGAGCCUUUGUCUACAGAAAUUAUCCCCACCAAACCGCAUCAACGCUUUAGUAUAUGCGUUACACAAUAUGCAAGCUCCAACAUCUCUCUGUUCUGCUGAAACGAAUGGAUCUGGAGAUGUGUCUUACGCAAACAUGAGAAGACAGAUUGUCGUUCUAGGCUCCCUUAACGUGGAUAUGAUCUUCACAACGGACCGGGUUCCUGGUAUUGGGGAGUCGACGAAUGCUCUGAGUUUUGCGAGACUCCAUGGAGGCAAAGGGGCAAACACGGCCGUUGCUGCUUACCGCCUAAGCCAUAACAGACCAGAUCAUAGUAUUAAGAGAAUUUAUUUCCCGAGUAUAGAUCCUAGCCUCGCCUGCCGAACGGUGGAUACCGCCGAUUUCGACAUCCGAGUCGCCCUUCAUGGUGCCGUAGGGGGGGACGGAUAUGGAGCGCGUCUUAAAGAACAGUUAUCAGAGAUCGGUAUCGACGUGACUGGGGUGGAUAUACUUCCAGCAGAUGCCAGUGGUAUUUGCUGCGUGCUAGUUGAUUCGAAAACCGGUGAAAGCAGUAAUAUUGCGUACCAAGGCGCAAAUAUGAACUGGCAACCGAGUGAGGCUUUGAUGAGUAGCUUGUGCGGCAGCGACAAACCUGACCUUCUCAUCCUUCAUUUCGAUACUUCACUAGAAUCUGUAAGAAAGAUAUUGGAGACUACAUCAAAAUAUGGCAUCGAUACACUCUUGAACCCAUCUCCAGCGGAUUAUUUGGAUACUCGAAUAUACCACAAUCUCACGCAUCUCAUACUAAACGAGUCAGAGGCAAUGAAGCUAUCUAAAACGGAUAUCGGUCAGUUUGCUAUAGAAGCGGCGUGGCAGACGGCAGGGCGUUACUUCAUUAAACUGGGUGUAGAACACGUGGUUAUCACGCUGGGGGCCAAAGGAGCCUAUUAUGUUACGGCGAGUAAAUCGGGACUUGUGAGUCCCACAGAAGUGAUAAAUGUCGUAGAUACGACAGGAGCCGGGGAUACAUUCGCCGGGAUGUACGCAGUAGAAUACGUCAAAACGAAGAGACUUGGAAUUUGGGAUGUGGCUACGGCAGUAGGAAAGGCUUGUAAGGCAGCGGCCGUCACUGUUGAAAGGCUCGGAGCACAAGACUCAAUUCCGUGGUCAAAUUUUUACGAUGGACAAUAG
Molecule: messenger RNA, 1458 nt
Organism: Orbilia oligospora ATCC 24927
Lineage: Eukaryota; Fungi; Ascomycota; Orbiliomycetes; Orbiliales; Orbiliaceae
Exons: 3
Coding region: 1-1458 (485 amino acids)
Biological process (GO): D-ribose metabolic process
Molecular function (GO): ribokinase activity
Source: RefSeq, a predicted model, not a curated record